AUGUCCAGUCUGAACGUACCUGCUGUUGUCAUUCUUGUUCCAGCAGGGGUAAAAUGCAGAAGACUAAUGGGUCACGGAUAUGGCCACACCGUUCCUCUCUCGGAUGGUGGUAAGGCCUUCUGCAUCAUUUACUCAGUGGUGGGAAUCCCGUUCACCCUGCUGUUCCUGACUGCGAUGGUCCAGAGGAUCAUGGAGUUCAGUACCCGCAGGCCCGUGGAGUACCUACACCGGCGCUGGGGCAUGUCCAAACCUCUGCUGGCCACCCUGCACGCCACUCUUCUGGCUAUAAUAACCAUCUCCUGCUUCUUCCUCAUACCUGCCAUCAUCUUCUCAGUACUGGAAGAGGACUGGAAUUUCCUGGAGUCCUUCUAUUUCUGCUUCAUCUCUCUUAGUACUAUUGGCUUAGGCGACUAUGUACCAGGAGAAGGCUAUCAUCAGAGGUUCAGAGAACUCUAUAAAUUGGGUAUUACAUUCUACCUGAUAUUGGGCUUGAUCGCGAUGUUGGUGGUUCUGGAAACCUUCUGUGAACUUCAGCACCUGAAGAAGCUCAGAAAGAUGUUCUACUUAAGGAAACAAAAAACAGAGGACCAGCUUAACAUAGUGGAUCAUGAUCACCUCUCAUUUGCCUCUGUGUCCGACCAGGCAGCCUCAUUUAGGGAAGAUAAGACAGAUAUGUUUCCUGAUGACAUAGUCUCCGCCUCACCUACUACCUCCAAUGGACCAAUGGACCGAUGAGACAUACUGAAAUUCUGUGUCAAGAAACAACACGUUAAUGUUUCUGAAACAUCUCCGCUAAGAGCAUAAAUGUAUUGUUAGUGUACUCUGCUGUCAAGUUAACCGAAACCAACCAUAGAUACGAAUACUUGAAACACGUGCUGAAGGUAAUUUAUUAUGGAAAAGGAUUAUAUGAAUUUGUAGAAUACAUAAUAUCAUAUGAGAUCAUUGUUCAUGCAGCUGCUGAACUGGAAAACAUGUGACCAGGGUUUUGUGUGUGUUUGUGUGUGUAGGUAAAAGAUAAAUCCAUCCAUGACUCCGAAUAUAAAUAGUUAACUGGUAAGUGGUCAUAGACUAGUAUUACAUACUUCAUAUGCUGUUCUUGUUAGGUGACUUAAAGGGAUCCACAUCCUGUAUUACAGAUGUAUUAAUGGAAAUCAUGUCUUCAGGUUACUAAGUCUGUAGACGUUGCUUAAGGCAGGAAAACACUACAUGACUUUUAUACCAAUUUUUGCCCUGAUUUACAGUCUGGACAAGUCAACACUAUCAGUCUACUGAUUUUAGGCAGUCGAAGUUGACAGAUUUAGCAGAAAAUCAUAUAAUGUGUGUAUGAUGGGCACAGACUCAAUUUUUUUUGAUUCAGAUUAUGAUUCCAUCCAG
Molecule: messenger RNA, 1374 nt
Organism: Sinocyclocheilus grahami
Lineage: Eukaryota; Metazoa; Chordata; Actinopteri; Cypriniformes; Cyprinidae
Product: potassium channel subfamily K member 1-like
Exons: 3
Coding region: 1-735 (244 amino acids)
Biological process (GO): potassium ion transmembrane transport; stabilization of membrane potential
Cellular component (GO): plasma membrane
Molecular function (GO): outward rectifier potassium channel activity; potassium ion leak channel activity
Source: RefSeq, a predicted model, not a curated record